GGGAACACCCAGAAAAACCAGAAAGAUCACAUCUGACUCUGAGACAGUAGGAGUGUGGGAGUAUACUGUACUACAGUAGGACGCUGUUGUUUGAUGAAGGAAACUUCAGAGGAGCACAGCUAUCAUGUCCUUAGCCGCUCUGAUUUCUUUCCUGAAAAGCAAGGAAUCGAUCAUUUUCAACGCGGUCAUCGCGUUACUGACUGUGGGGGGACAGCAGCUAUUUUCUUUUUUUGCCUUCAGCUGCCCAUGCAGUCCCUCAGAGAACCUGAGGUACGGACUCGCUUUCCUGGGAGUACCUGCCUUGGUUCUGCUCAUCGUGGGGUUCGUGUUCAAUGACAAUACAUGGAGGCUGUUCACAGGUUCCACGUACGACUCGUCCCUCCAGGAGAGGAGCAAACAGAGCAUCCUGAUGAAGUACAAGCUCAUCUGCUUUGUGCUUGGGAACAUCAUUGGCAGAGCCCUGGUGGCCCCCAUCACAUGGCUGGCAGUCACCCUGCUGAAUGGCACCUACUACACGUGUGCAGUCAUUGAGUAUGCCAGUGUGGAGCACUAUGAUGUCCUUAGGAACCUGAGUGCUGAGGUCAGGAGGCACACUCUGGCUCAGUUCCCCUGUCCCCAGCUGGUUUCCAGCAACCUAACCAGAGUCAAAGAUGAAGUGGUCCUGGAGCUCAGAUACCAGUCUCAGGUCAGUGGAUGGCUUUUGAUAGCAACAGUGGCCAUCAUAUUCUUCAUAGUCCUGUGUGUGGCAAGGUGCUGUUCUCCUCUCACUUACCUUCAUCUGAGAUACUGGACCAGCUAUGUCAAUAAUGAGCAGGCUCUCUUUGAGCAAGCAGCAGAUCAACACUCAAAGACUUUUGCCAUGCAGAACAUCAAGAAGUUCUUUGGAUUCUCACCCGGCAGUAAAAACAUUUCUGAAAUCCGUAUCCCAUCACGCUUGGACUGGAAAGCAGUCUCUGGACUUGACUUGUUAAAGGUGGUCAAUCAGGAUUAUUGUCAUUACAGUCUUCUGCAUGCAUGGGUAGAUGAGGAUCCAACAGAUGGAAAAUUUAUUCCUAUAGAUGUAGAACAAGUCCCUGUAAAAAGUGUAAAUACACCUUCACUUGUAUCUGUAUAAAUUACCUUAUAUCAAUUACUGUACUUGUUAACUGAUUGCUCAGUGAGUCGAAAAUGUCAUACCCAUGAAUUUUUCUACAUAGAGUAAACAUAACACAUGCUGUAAAUAUCACUUUGUUUCUUUAGUCAGUUGGGAUGUUGAUAGUGCAAAAUUGUUCAUGACUAACAAGGGAUGCGGUGGACUAGGCCGUGCCGCAGAUAGAGAGGGGGUAGAGCCGGGAGCAGACUGAGGUGACAAGUCAUAUGCGAGGUCCCUUUACUACCAGUACAUGUUGGUCUCUGUUAUUACCAGACCCCUUCUCAUAGUGCUGAAACAAAUAACAUAUCUUGUGAAAAAUGCUGGUGACUAAUGGUACUGUCCGUUAAUAAAAAUUAAAAUGUCAUGUUAAAACUAA
Messenger RNA from Pseudophryne corroboree (corroboree frog), 1508 nucleotides. It is a transcript of the gene CALHM4, whose product is annotated as calcium homeostasis modulator family member 4. The transcript has 2 exons. Bases 125 to 1114 code for a protein of 329 amino acids. NCBI's taxonomy places the organism in Eukaryota, Metazoa, Chordata, Amphibia, Anura, Myobatrachidae. Gene Ontology annotation, molecular function: monoatomic cation channel activity. The record is from RefSeq and is a predicted model, not a curated record. Gene Ontology annotation, cellular component: plasma membrane.